CUGAUACACACAGACGAGCUCCAUUCCUUUUGUCAUUAGCAGAAUAGCCAGUUCAGAAGCAUGCCAAGGCGUGAUACCCGCUUAACCGUGAAGGACAAGCUCAGAAUUCUGCUAGAAGCCGAGAGAGGAACAGUCAAGGGCACGGCUCGCAUGCACAAGGUGUACCCAUCUCAGAUUCGGCAGUGGCGCAAGAAUAGAGAGCGUUUAGAGGAGACAGUGAAGCGGAACCCACGAGCCCGAGCGAUUUCGGUCGGUCGACCCUUGCACGCACCAGCUCUUGAAGAUGAGGUUACAGUUUGGAUUCUGCAUCGCCGAGGUCUUGAUAUUGCUGUUUCAACUCGACAUGUCAUCAGUAAAGCGUUAUCAAUCGAGAUUCAAGAUAGCAUUACGAUCUAAACUGUUCCUCAAUUUCACUCAGCAUUAUGCAUUUAACAAUACCACCACUGCGCUCCGACCGGCGGCGCUUUUGAGAGUU
Messenger RNA from Phytophthora nicotianae INRA-310, 475 nucleotides. RefSeq lists its product as hypothetical. The transcript has a single exon. The record is from RefSeq and is a predicted model, not a curated record. Lineage: Eukaryota; Oomycota; Peronosporomycetes; Peronosporales; Peronosporaceae. Bases 61 to 396 code for a protein of 111 amino acids. Gene Ontology annotation, molecular function: DNA binding.